AUGGCUGAAUCGGGCGACGAGAAUCUUUACGCCGCCGCUAGAGACAUCGCAAGAGCUCUCGGAAAAGAUCCGAGCGCCGCCGGAGAUAUCUUGCAGAUCCUCUCCGGCUAUGGCGCCUCAAGCGGGAACUCAAGAACAACGGCAGCUCGCGGCGGCGCAAACGUCAACCUUGACCGAUCUCUCAACUCCUUAGAGAGACAGAUCUCUAGCUACAUCGUGGAGGAUCGACCGAUCUGGUCCGAUCCCGUUGACUCGCGAAAUUUUCUCGACGCCGUUGAUGAGCUAAUUGCGGUGGCUGGAGACUUGAGAUCCAUGGCCGGAGAUAAAUCCGUCGCGGUCUGUAUUUCCCGUGCCGAUGAGCUGAUUCAACAGGUGAUGUUUAGGCUUCAAGAAGAGUUUGGAUAUGUAAUGGACCGAGCGUCUGAGUCGUUUGACUCCGACGACGAUUUCUCCGGUGAAGAAGACAACGACGACACAAGCUACGCCCGUCCUAUCACCGAUUUCAAAUUUGUGAUCGAGGCGUUACAAUCGAGCGUGAUCGGCGAUUUAAACGCGAUCGCUAUUCGUAUGGUCGCUGGUGGAUUCGGAAAAGAGUGUUCACGAGUGUAUAGCAGUCGAAGGAGAGAGUUUCUAGAAGAGAGUUUGUCGAGGUUGCAUUUGAGAGGACUAAGUACGGAAGAAGUGCAAGAGACUCCAUGGCAAGACCUUGAAGACGAAAUCGACCGUUGGAUCAAAGCCGUAACUAUGGUGUUUCGCGUUUUCUUCCCAAGCGAGCGUCUUCUCUGCGACCGCGUUUUCUCUGAUCUCUCUGUUUCCUCUGUAACAGAUCUCUCUUUCAUGGAAGUUUGUCGCGGAACUACUACACAGCUUUUGAAUUUCGCAGACGCGAUCGCGUUAGGAAGCCGUUUGCCUGAACGUUUGUUUAAGGUUAUGGAUUUAUACGAAGCGAUUCAAGAACUGAUUCCUAAAAUGGAAACGUUAUUCUCCAAUCAAUACUGUCUGCCGUUAAAGCACGAGGCGGACGCGAUUCAUAAACGGUUAGGAGAUGCGAUUAGAGGGAUAUUUAUGGAGCUCGAGAAUUUGAUCCGUCGUGACCCUCCCAAAACCGCGUUUCCUGGCGGUGGGAUUCAUCCAAUCACGCGGUAUGUGAUGAAUUAUCUGCGUGCCGCCUGUAAAUCGCGGCAGUCGUUGGAACAUAUCCUUGACCAGACCGGGAACGAAACCGGAUCAGACACAAGACCUUUGUCUGUGCAAAUUAGAUGGGUUUUAGAGUUGUUGGAGAGUAACUUGGAAGGCAAGAAAAGAACUUAUCGCGAUCCGGCUUUAUGUUUCUUAUUCAUGAUGAACAAUGGGAAGUAUAUUCUUGAUAAGGUUUCGGAUAACGAGCUCGGUUUGAUCCUAGGAGAAGAUUGGAUUGUGAAGCACACGGCAAAACUGAGGCAAUACCAUUCUAGUUACGGAAGGAGCUCGUGGAAUCAACUUGUGGGAUUGCUUAGGACCGAGAGUCCUUAUCCGAAGUUAGUCGAGAGCCUUAGAUUGUUCAAAGAUCGGUUCGAUGAAGUGUGUCUGACGCAAUCUCAAUGGGUUGUUACUGAUAAGCAGUUGAGAGAGGAGUUGCAAAGCUCUGUUGCCGGAGUUGUGUCUCCGGCGUAUUCGAAUUUCAUCAGCAGAUUGAAAGAGUCGCCGGAGAUUAAUGGUAGGCGUGGAGAGCCGUUUAUUGCUUAUACUGUUGAAGAUUUGGAGUUGAGGAUUAAGGGAUUGUUUAAGGAAAGCUCAAGUUGA
Arabis nemorensis is the source of this 1782-nucleotide messenger RNA. The record is from the annotation of a GenBank genome assembly. Lineage: Eukaryota; Viridiplantae; Streptophyta; Magnoliopsida; Brassicales; Brassicaceae.